This is a messenger RNA of Ooceraea biroi (clonal raider ant), 1196 nucleotides long. RefSeq names its product eukaryotic translation initiation factor 3 subunit h (gene eIF3h). Gene Ontology annotation, molecular function: protein binding; translation initiation factor activity; metallopeptidase activity. Gene Ontology annotation, cellular component: eukaryotic translation initiation factor 3 complex; cytoplasm. The record is from RefSeq and is a predicted model, not a curated record. NCBI's taxonomy places the organism in Eukaryota, Metazoa, Arthropoda, Insecta, Hymenoptera, Formicidae.
UGCUGUCGCUGUGCCGCCUCUCUUAACUAACCUCAUUUGACGAAUGACCAAAUAUCUUGGUGUGUCUUGUUCCGUCAGGUGUUUCACCCGUGAGGAAUCAGAGGAAUUAUACUCGUAAAAAUGGCUUCGAGAGCGACGUCAAGAAGGAUUCCCGAGGUGGAACCACGUAUAGAUUACGUGCAAUGUGAUGGGCUAGUGGUGAUGAAGAUGGUUAAACAUUGCCACGAGGAAUCCUCCAGCAAUAUGGAAGUUGCACAAGGGGCCUUGCUCGGCUUAGUCGUGCAGAAUCGUUUGGAGAUCACCAAUUGCUUCCCGUUUCCCAAAAAUGAUGAGAUUAUGGACGAAGAGGAAUAUCAGCUUGCCAUGAUGCGCAGACUGAGAUGGGUGAACGUUGAUCACUUCCAUGUCGGUUGGUACCAAAGUGCGGACGUUGGCAAUUUCUUGAAUUUGUCCUUGCUGGAGUCGCAGUACCACUACCAAACUUCUAUCGAAGAGUCGGUUGUACUGAUUUAUGAUACGGCAAAAUCCGCCAGAGGUUUUCUAACGCUUAAAGCGUACCGGCUUACCCCGCAGGCGAUACAAAUGUACAAGGAGAACGAGUUUACCCCGGAGGCUCUACGUACUUUGAAAAUCGGGUACGAAAGUCUCUUCGUUGAAAUUCCAGUUAUCAUAAAAAAUAGCAACUUGACAAACAUCAUGAUGUCGGAAUUAGACGAGAUGAUCCCUGAGGAGCAGGGUACAAAGUACUUGGAUCUUGGUACAGCCACAGUACUGGAAAAUCAGUUGAGAUGUCUGAUGGAUCGAGUGGAUGAAUUGAAUCAAGAAGCUAUGAAGUUCAACAGGUAUCAACAGUUGGUGGUGCGACAGCAGCAGGAUAAAAACAGGCUCCUGGCCAAACGAGCUCAAGAGAAUGCCGCCAGAGCCGCGAAGGAUGAGCCACCGUUACCUGAUGACGACAUAAAUAAAUUGAUGAGGCCACUGCCAGUUCCACCAAGGUUGAAUCCGAUGAUCGUUGCUGGACAAAUUAACACGUACAGCGAACACAUUUCACAAUUCUGCGCACAAAGUUUAGCGAAAUUAUAUAUUACUCAGAGUCUACAAAAUGCGAAGGAAGCAAAGUCGUCUCAUUGAAAAAGUUUGUAUCUCACUGCUAUUUAUAACAGUCGAAAGAUUAAAUGAAAAAAGUGUAAGAUUUC